Messenger RNA from Pogona vitticeps (central bearded dragon), 1213 nucleotides. The record is from RefSeq and is a predicted model, not a curated record. Lineage: Eukaryota; Metazoa; Chordata; Lepidosauria; Squamata; Agamidae.
CCAUGGACAUCCUGGCUCCGUUUCUGGUGGGGGCCUGGAUCCUGACCUUCUGCCCCCGGGGGUCUGCCACGAGCAUGGGGCACCCUUUGCCUGCCCCCCUCCAGGAAAAGCCCCUCUUCUCUCCUCCUGCAGGGAGCAACCUGCCAGCGGUGGGCGAAGAAGGGACUUCUCCGCCCACCCACCUCCGGAUGCCUCACAACUACGCAGAGGACGACUAUUACUACGACAUCGAAGAAGACCUUUUGACCCCGGAGCCCCCCACGCCGGGCGUUCCUCAGCCUCUGCCUCCCCGUUGUGACUAUAACCACUGCCAGCAUCUCCAAGUGCCUUGUGCGGAGCUGAGCCGAGCCGAGGGCUGUUUGUGCCCGGGCAUUUCGGGCCCCGAUGUUGCCCCCGAGGCACCCCGCUUGCAAAUCAUCCACACAACCGAAGCCGGAGCCAGUGUGCGCUGGUGUGCCCCCUCGUCCACCGUGCUGGAGUAUCGGCUGCACUACCGUCCGGUGGACGGGACCUUCAUCUCCGGCCCGGCCAUGAACAGCACCUCCCGCUUAGCAGUGGUUUCGGGGUUGUCGCCCGGCCAGGAAUACCUGUUCUGUGUCGUCGCCUCCAACCGGGCUGGAUCUAGCCCGACCGACGAUGGCAUCAGCGAACACGGGCCGUGCCGUCUCGCCCGCACCCCGGCCCGACAGAUGCCGUACGUCUACGUGGCCGCCGGGCUGGCCUCCGUCCUCGGCUUGCUGGUGGUUUCCGUCUUGGCCUGGCAUUUUUGGUACCGCAAGAAGAAGCACCUUCGCCGUGGGUCGCUCGAUAACAUCCUGGAUGGCGAAUCGGGGCUGGAGGGGACGGCCAACGCGUCUUUCCGGACUGAGGAGCAGCUAUGAGAGAGUCCACCCAAGAGAUAUUUUCUGCGAGGUCCCCCCCUAAGUUUUCUCCUGAAGCGGCUUGGAUGCUCCAGAAAACCCAAGGUUGACUUGGCCAGCGGAGCUUCUUAGACCUUUCAUAAGGAUGGUACCUAUUUUGUUUGUGAGUGAUGAGUCGAGGACACUCUACCUCUUUUAUGGAAGUUUACUUGGGGUUUUUCGAAAACCCAAAACCUCUGGGUCUGGUGUGAGGAGAAGGGACAACAGGUUCUGCUAUCAGCACUGGAGAACUGGGAUACAGUGGUGCCUCGCUAGAUGACGACAAUCCGUUCCACUGAAAUAGCUGUCUAGCG